GCGAAGACCAAUUCUAUCGAAAAGAUUCGCUCGAAGAAUUUGUAAGGUUGUAAGAGAAGUCUUCCCAACAUGUAGGACGAAACGAAAUAUUUACGGCGCCUCACGCUACUCUAGAGCCAUUCUAGAAGCUCUUUGACUACACGUCUGAGCCGUCUACUCACUAUUUCAUUGAAAAUCCUUCAUUUUGGCGUUAGAAGUGUGGAUAUAGAGACCUGUGGAUGUUAGAACAGGGCUUGAAACUGGUCCCGACCAAUCUCUUAUAUUGGAGCGAAUGUGAUCCGAGUCACCGAAUUAUUUUUCGGCUGGAACAUUCAUCAUGACACAAAGCGAAGCAAGUGCUAACUAUAUGGGCAGUUCUUUCCCAUAUUCUGGAUCAAAUGCGGGGCUUUCAUUACAGAGAGAAGAGGAACGAGAGAAAGCACGCAGAAGGAGAGCUCAACAGUUACCAAGAGCAGAGGCUGAUUCUCAGCCUUUGCCCCUCUUUCCACAACCCAGAAAGGUACAGACCAUCAGUGAUGAUCCACUACAGAACUCAGUACAGGCCGCUCUUGGAGACUUUGACAUAAUAUCAAAGUCGAUGCAUCAAAAGCAAUACUUAUUGCUGGGAAUCGGCCAGGUCCCCCAGACCCCAGUUGAAGGAAAGAAAGGCUUUAAUUUUGAGGGAAAGAAAAUGGACAAGAAGGAAUGCACUAAUAAUUUGUUCUCCAAACUCAAUGCUGCUGUUAAAACUGACAAAUCAGCUAGCAAAAUUCAAACAACUACAAACAAUGAAAAACCAAAAGCAGAGCACAAAAAUUCUUUAAUAUCAAAUCAAAAAAAAUCUCCUUUGAAUCAAACCAUUGACCAUUUAAAAAAGUCACCUAAGAAAUCUUCACAUGAGGCAAAGUCUCCAACCAAAUCAACUUCUUCACAUGAUACCAAAUCUAAAUCUCCAUGCAAAGCUACCAAAGAAUCCAGUUCAAAGGUCAUGUCCUCCAAGGAGAUUAACAAAGAGUCUAGUGGUACUAAAGACUUGGACGUUAAAAGGGAUGCUAUUGUCCCUAGUUCCUCAACCAUAGUUAAUAGCUCGGCCAUCAAGGACUCCUCAUCUGCAUCUAAAGAGAAUACUUCAAGUGAAGCAAACACAUCUAAAAGCCUUUCUAGCAAGCAAGAGGAGAAAGAGACAUCCUCCAAGCCCAAACCACCUAAACUCUACAUUGUAAAAGGGGGUUCAAUGGCUAUAGGAUCUGAGGAUAAAGCUUUGAGUGGUGAAAGUAGCAGUGUGGAGAAAAUACUUGAGGAGAUGACUCAGCCGAUUCCUGGACCACCAUUGACUGGUAUCCAGACGCCACUUAAAGUUAAUUCCAGAUUUGCUUUCCCUCAUCUCACAGUUAAGCAGAAACAUAGUCCAAGUAUCCACCUAACAAAUGCCACCAAAAAUGAAUCCAACGGUCUACUCGAUCAUGACUUGAUGCUGUCUGAUAGCGAUGAUAGCGACGAUGAACAGGGUCACCAUAAAGUCCCCAAACCACAUCGCAAGACACUCUCUUCCUCAAGUGGUAGCAGCUCUGAGGGUAGUGAUUCAGACAGCAGCGACAGUGACAGCGACUCUAGCGAUGACGAGAACCACUCCCUUGUGAAUAGCCCAACAAAGACACUUGCCGAUACAGCCAAGAUGAGUAAUGAAGAACGCGCAUGGGGCCUGGGUGAUCUACAGAAAGCAUUUACAGCUCCAGAACCGACCACCAAACCACCAACAACCUCAACUAGCGACCCAACACUCUCAUCCCUUUCCCUCAAUACAGUGGGCGGGGAGGGACUGCGUGGGAACCAGGCAGCCCCGCCACCUAACUCCAAAAGCACCCUCAAUACUAAUGUUGAGGGUGGACCAUUAGACCCCAUCUUUGACCUGGAUGAUGGCCAUACCCUCUUUUCUGGUAUCGACCUGCCAGACUUCCUGGCAAAUGGGCUGGGUGACUUGUCACAUGAGGUACCCAAUAGUUUAUUGGAGGAUGUGGUGAAAUCACGAACUAUGGAUAAUGUAAAUACUUCUGAAAAUAAGGACAAGGCAAAAGUGGAUAAUAACAAUCAGCAAUCUGGCGAUAAACCCUCUAAAGGGAAGGAUAAGAAAGACAGUUACUCUUUGAAGAAAAGUGGUGACUCCUCAAGAAAGAAUGGUGAGAUUGAGAAGAAUUUGAAAGAGAAGAAGGCUAAGGAACAGGAGGAUAAGGCAUCAAAGGCAGCUGUCAAAAAGCAGAAAGCAGCUGAAAGUGCAAGCAUAAAGCAUGCCGAGAAACAGGGUCUCAAUUCUGAGAAAAUAGUUGCUAAAAAGAAAGUGGAAAGUCGUGAAAGCUUGGACAAGAAGCGGAGCAAAGUAAAAUCUAGUAAAACUAGUGGGAAGCCUGUUCAUAGUGACACUGAGAGCGAGGAAGUUGAUGUUGUCACAGUAAGCUAUGAUCGGCCUCUUCUCAACCGAACCAACUCUUCCUCAUCAGAACAUGAGGUCUAUGUACCUAAUAACCCCCACAAAAAUAACAACAGAAUCAAGAAGAACCAGACGAAGACCGUGAAUGGCUUGAAGGAGCAUGUGAAUGGCAAGUUAUCACCAAUAGUAUCGCCCAAGGAUGAGAUUUCCACUGGGGAGGUGACCAAGGAUGAAAAUGGUAAACCAGAUUCACUGGUUGUCAAGAUUGAUUUGGCACUGCUGAAGAGGAUACCACGGAUUCCAGGCACCGACUCUGUCGUGAUCAAGCUUAAGAAUGCCGGCUCCCCUGCCCCCGGUAACGAUAGCUGGGACUACCCCAGUCCACAGAGAGGCAAAGUCUCUAAGCGUCAUCUCUCCAUUGAGUUGAGUGAUACUAAGAAGAUAAAGCAAGGGCAAGAAACCAAAGAGGACCUCAAAGACCCUAAGAAAAAGUCAUCUGACAGAAAAGAUACACUCUCCAGGCAUCAUACAGAGGAGAGGAGAGGGAGUGUAGGAAGCAAGGCAGACAUAGAGGAUAACCGCCGCAAGCGAAGCUCAAGUCGAGAAAGUGAUCGCUACUCCAGCAAAAGAAGGCGACAUGACAAUGAGCAGGAAGAAAGAAGCAAGAGCAAAGAAAAGCUAGUAAAUGGACUGGACCGGGUUGACGGUUUUGACAAUGCCCAGGAGACCAAAUAUAACCCUAGCAAUAGUGUUGGUAGCAAGCAUGACCUAAGCAAUGGAGUUGAUCUUAAAUCUGACAUCAGGAACGGAGGUGAUCAAAAACAUGAUCUUACCAAUGGUUUGGAUCACAAGUCGGAGCUCAGCAACGGACUUGACCACAAGCAUGGCAGUCAACACAACAAAUUCCAGUGUUCAUGCAGUGAAAAGCCAGCAGCAAAGAUGGAGUCUUGGAUUGAAAAGUUGUACCAAGCCGAACCUAAACUGACUCAUAACCCCGAUUACUAUCUCAAGGAAGCCAAACGAAUCAAGCACCUUGCUGAUGGCAUUAAGGAUACAACUGUUCGGGCACACAAGUACUUGGAAGCUGUUGUGUUCUUUGUGCGAUGUGGAAAGGCUUUGGAGCAAACAAGCGAGUCUGAGUGUAAGUCAUAUCAGAUGUACAAGGAGACCAUUGAGAUGCUCAAGUAUGCGAUGCGCUUGUCCAUGAAUAAAUCAGAGAAAAACACUGGUGACAAGAGAUUUCUGGCAAUAUGCAUGCGACUUCAAGCCCUUCUCUACAUGCGGCUCUUUAGACUCUGCAAGGACGGAAUGCUCAAAACUUCCAAGAUUCUUAUGGAAAACUACAAGGCUGUACCUAAAUCAGCUCAAGCACCCUCCCCGUACAGCAGUUCCACAACAAAGAUGACUGGCACACCGUCACCAAUGUCCCCAACCCCCUCCCCCUCGGGCAGCAUUGGCAGUGUUGGUUCAGUAGGAAGCACGGGUAGCAAUGAUGCAAUCACUACUCCGUCUCGCACCAGUAAGCAUGCGUCUGGUGCCAUGGCCUCUCCAGUCAACACCACGAUACCGCAGAAGAUUCACACGAUGACCGUCCAGCAUUUGAACUACACUAACCACAUGCUGUAUGCGUACGACUUGUGGGAACAGUCACAGAAUAUAUUCAUUGACUAUAAAGAUUUUUUCUUGGAAUUGGACCGGACUCUUGGCCCUGUAACAUUGCACAGCUCUCUGCUACACGUUGUGGAAUACAUUGACCAAGCAUCCAAACGACUGUAGGACUCACAAAUAUAACAGAAUACCAGAUAGAAUGGAACGGAAUCCGGACACCCUUGGAAGAACGAAUUGAAAGUAAUGCUAAUUGACUAAAUGAAUUCAAGGUACAAGCAAUACGUGUAAUGUAUUUUAUACCAUGCACUCGCGGUGCGGCCACCACUAGGCUGACUUUUCCAACAAAUGGAAUAUAUGAUAGGUAAAUAGUAGGAAAUCCUGUAAUUUGUUAUUAUAUUUUGUAGAGUAUAAUAUUUUUUCAUGCUGUGGUGCGACAGAAAUCCACGGUUCUGUGAUUAAAUUCAUGGGAACCAAAUUAAAUGAGCUGCGCCUGCUUACAAUGCUUUUAUGGGGGAGAGGGAGGGGGGAAUUGACCCUACAUUAACAAACCCUCUGGCAUUGAAUGUAAAAUUAUUACCAAUAGCCUCCUUUUGGAGCCUCAAAUAAUGUUGAUCAUCCCUCCAAAAAUAACACUUCCGAUUUCUGUGCUCAAAUGGAAGCACUUGCAGCCUGGAUGAGGCCAAGCUCAUUUAGCCAAGAGAGGUUUAGCCAACUCAACUUCUUAGAGGUUUAGCCAACUCAACUUCUAAGAGGUUUAGCCAACUCAACUUCUUAGAGGUUAAGCCAACUCAACUUCUUAUGACCCUCAAACUUUGGGCUGCAAUGCACUGUCAUUUCACCACUGUGCCCUAAAAUCCAAAUUCUGACUUUUGAACUCAGGUGAUGAUACAGAGUUUGCCUUAAUUCGAACAUGGUGUCCGAGUUGAUUUCUUUCUCCUGUGUUUUCAGUCUUUGAUGCCCAGUCGAGCUUUUUCCCAAUGUGGCUUAGCCCACUCCCCAACUUCUCACCCCGAUUAGCCAUAAGGCAGCGCGUAGCCCAAGUUACAUGCUAUUGACAAACGUACUACAUAGAAGCGCGGAAACUAAUAGAUAGAAGCACAUGUGUCGUGUCUGCAACCCAGUGGUCUAGCUCUAUGGACAUGAAACGACUCUCCAUCCCCAUAGUGUUGCUAAGGGCGAGUCGAGGGGGAGGGGGAGACGAGUUGUCACUUGAGGUAAUGGGUGGUAUUUAGGUAGUUAUUUAAAGGUCUUAUGUUAUUCAUUAUUGUUUAGGGGUGUUCAAAGGGAGACACAUUCUAUUAUUAUUAUAUUUUUUUGUAAAUACAAAACAAAUAAAAAAUGUAUAUUAAAAAAAAACUAGGGAAGUUUUAAUUUUAGAAAUAAUGACAAACUAUUUUUUUUUCAAUUCUUUUCUCAUUUCCAAACAAUUAUUUUUAUGCGAUUUACCCAGAUCUUUACAUUUUUCCUGUGGAAAACAUUGUAUGUAUAUUUAUGAGGUUUUGACUCCUGCUGGCACCUCAACACCAACCGUCCCAUGAACUGGACUCAUUAUUUUUCUAAUCGAAAGAACUGUUGAGGUGGCGGGUUAUUGUACUGGGACUAUAUUUUUGUAUUCAUUUAAAUAAAUCGGGAUGAGUGACAAUUCUAUAACCCCUCCCCUCCCCCCAUGACUACUUGCACCAUUCUACAUGCUGGAUAAACUAGUCCCCGCCCAAUCAAAUUUAGACCAAUCCGAGGGAGCGUACAGAGUUGGGGGAAUUGCUAUGUGAUCAGUUAGAAAUGUUCUCUAGGGCUAGUCUAGUACUACUGCGGCUCACACGACUUCAUGCGUUUACUAUAGAAUCUGUAAGUGUCUUAAAUGAUGAGUAAAAUAUCGAAUGGCAUUGGAA
This is a messenger RNA of Nematostella vectensis (starlet sea anemone), 5901 nucleotides long. RefSeq names its product AF4/FMR2 family member 4. The transcript is spliced from 25 exons. Bases 317 to 4180 code for a protein of 1287 amino acids. Gene Ontology annotation, cellular component: nucleus; super elongation complex. NCBI's taxonomy places the organism in Eukaryota, Metazoa, Cnidaria, Anthozoa, Actiniaria, Edwardsiidae. The record is from RefSeq and is a predicted model, not a curated record. Gene Ontology annotation, biological process: regulation of gene expression.